Messenger RNA from Aureobasidium namibiae CBS 147.97, 873 nucleotides. RefSeq names its product class I glutamine amidotransferase-like protein. The coding region runs from base 1 to 873 and encodes 290 amino acids. NCBI's taxonomy places the organism in Eukaryota, Fungi, Ascomycota, Dothideomycetes, Dothideales, Saccotheciaceae. The record is from RefSeq and is a predicted model, not a curated record. The transcript is spliced from 2 exons.
AUGCCCGAGCCCGUCAAGGUCCUGUUCACUCUCCACCCAGGCCUUGACGCCCUCGAUUUCAUCGGUCCUCUUGAAGUUCUCAGCCAUGCCCGUCACGAUGUCAAUGACCCUGAAAGCAAGGCGUUCGAAAUCACCUUUGUCGGCGACUCCGAAUUUGUCACCUCUGCUCAGGGCGUCUCAUUCAAGACCGACAUGACCUUCCGCGAGGCCCACAAGAAGCUCGCCAACUACGACGUUGUCAUUGUCCCUGGUGGCGGCACCGAUAACGUCCUCAGCAUUCCCUACUUUGGCAAGAACAAGGCCACCGAGCCCAUGGCUCUGAUUAAAUCUUAUGCCGAUAUCCAGACCAAGAACCCCAUGAGAGAGAGAACUCUCAUGUCGGUCUGCACUGGCUCCCUCUUUGUGGCCGAGACUGGCAUCCUUUCCGGAUUGUCCGUCACCACUCACCCCGACUACGUGAUCAAGCUGGAGAACCUCAACCAGAGUGUUUCUCACCGCGACAUGUCCGAGCGAUUCGAUGUCAUGGAAGAGCGCUAUGUCGUCAACAAUCUUCGUUUCGACAUUGACGAAGAAGAGGACAACCCCUACAUCCGCAGACGCUCCGACUCACACUCGGGCCGUCGUGCCAGCAAUGCUCGCAAGGGCAGUUUCUCUCUCAAGCAGAGCAACACUCGUCGCGAGAGCAACGCCAGACGUGCUCAGCUCAAGCUCGGUGGACUUCGUGUCAUCACCAGCGGUGGCAUCUCGACUGGUCUCGAUGCUGCUUUCUAUCUUGUCAGUGCUCUGGUCAGCCACGAGUCCGCCAACGAGGUGGCUCGCAAGAUGCAGUACGAGUGGCACAAGGGUGUCGUCUGCAAGGGUGUUGAUGUCUAG